AUGGCGCAAGAACUCGCGGGCUCUGAGCAAGAACCGCAACAGCUCGUUGAAAAUGCCUUGCAAAACAGCGCCAUCCCCGCACAGCGGAUGCUCUCCCUCUUCGAACGGGUCAUCACCACCAAUGCUCCGAUCCUCGAGUCCCUACUCCUCCAGGUCCCGACCGACACCAUCCUCGCGCUCUACCACACCUCCCAUUACCUCCGUACAUUCCUCCAGUCGUAUCCGACCGCAUGGAAAUCCCUUUCGUUUCGACUUCUCUGCCCGUCGGGCACCCUGCCGUCAACGCGGAUUAUUAUCCCGGGCAUGUCGGACCCGGAAACCCAACGCCAAUCACGACCAUAUGCUUUAGAUCAGCUACUGAUGAACGUGGUCAUCCCGUUCAGUGGAUGCCUCAGGAGCUUGGAACUGGACAACACAGCCGUCUCGGGUCAGAUUCUGAUCUCGACCGUGUUGCAUGCGCGUCGAGAAUCACUGGAGCACCUGUCAGUUCGGGGCUGCAAGAAUGUAUCUCUCAAGUACCACAUUAUCCCGUAUUUGACCAUGUUCGGGUUGCAAUACGAUGUGGAUAUGGAAAGGAAUAUCGGCAGUUCUCCGGCCACCCAACGGCUUGCGCUGAAGAGCCUCUACGUGUAUCGAUGCCGCCACCACCGUCGUCGGCCGUACCUAGCUGCGUCGCUGUUGCGGAAGGACUCUGACUCGGAGCCGACUCAUGAUUUAGUCAAUCUUUGUCACAAACUAGGGAUAUGGACCGACACUGCCUGGUGCACGACUCCAGCUGGGAGAUGUUUCCGCAGACGCGGAUAUGUCUCGAUGCGGGUUCCGCAAGGUUCUCCGGAGGUUUGGGUGGUAUUCGACCGGCUAUGGCGAUGCAAGAACUGGAUCGGCCCUGUGGACUCCAAAACUGAGCGGCCGCGUGUGCCCGAUGGGAAGCUGUGGGAGAACUGCGACACGGGAUGUCAGGGUGAAGCCCUGGGAACUGGCGAAGGGCCAGAUGUCGGCGAGGGGAAAAUGACACCGGCACAUUUACGUCAGAGUCAUACACAGUUUGUGGAGAACGUGAAAUGCGACAACUGUUUCGAUGAUAUCUCAGAACGGUGCGAGCAGUGCAGCAUCUUGAUGCAUUGUGUAGGGUGUCGGAGAACCCUGUGUGCAAGCUGUGCCUAUGAACGACCAUACCUUCACCGGGGUAAAUCAGCUCUCGACCCUGGGAUCAGCAGCAGUAACGACUCGAACAGUUCAACUUCUUUGUGGUGGGCUCCCGGGGCAACCCUCUCGCCUAGCUCGAUGCAAGACCCGGUCCCAAACCCAAUGGAUAACACUCAGGUCCAUGGAGGUGCGCCGACGUCACUUCCUGCUCUCAAGUUCCACUGGUGCUGCACGGAACCCAUCUUCUCCGGAGGAGGGGGUAUCAGCAUCGGCACUCCCAGUCGCGACGUCGAUCAAGUGCGAGCUGUUCCGUUGCCCCGUGGUCGAGGCUGGGAAGACCUCGAGUACACCGUCAGCGAGUGGAGCAAGACCUUCCCAAAAUACGCCUAUGGCGAUCCGAGUAAGCCGGACUACUCACUGGAGACCGGGCAUCUUGCCAUGAUGAAGUGGUUGCUUGGACCUCCCAACCGACAGGUAUCGCCAUGCCCGCGUAACCUAUGUCAGGAGUGCUACGACUCGCCACAGUGGAAAGUACAUUGCAAGAGCUGCUCCAAGCCUCUCUGCAUCGAACACGACCUCCGCGGGCUUCGCCUGCGCAUCUGUGGCUACAGGGACCUUGCAUUCGAGAAAAUGACCAUUCAAACCCGAUCUGCAGCACAGUUAUCACCUGAGCCGACUUUCAGCCAACGGUUUCCCCGUAGCGCACAACUUUCUAACUACAUCCUCCCAUUCCGCACAUCGCGAAUUCUUGAUUCCGCCAACAGCAGCUUUAUUGAGGACCCGCAGGGCGAUAUCAUUGCAGAUGAUACCGAAUCCUACACGCCGAAUGGUGACGGAUCAACUCAUCCGCUCUUCUCUCGCAAUGCCACUCGGUCCUUCUCCGCCCCACCGUCCAACCACUCCGGAUCAUCCUCACCAACAUCCGUAUCCUCCGAGACCCCCUUCGAAGCGCCACGGUGGCAAGGAUGCCAAUCCUUCUUCUGCCCCCAGUACCGUGCUGUCGGGGAUCAACGUCAACGGUGCCCUAGCUACCUCCGGGAAUGCAAGGCCUGUGCAGUGUAUGUCUGCCAGGACUGCGUACAAGCGCACCCACCUUGCAAGUGCUCCUACUGCGAGGAAAACUAUCUGUGCCCGAACUGCAUGAAAGUCCGUGCUCGUGACGGCACGUGCCGCCGUCGAGAAGAAGAGAAGGCGCGGAGGGAGCGGAAAUGGAAAAAGGACAUGCAGGUGCUCGAAGGCAUCUUGGAGCUCAAGGUUGCCAACGAAGUUGCCGAAUUUGCUGGCCAGUUCUUUGACCUCGUCGACCUUGACUCUGGAGGCGCCAUCGUCACCAGCUGUCUCCUGGAUGACACCGAGUCCGAGGCACCCCAGGCCGAUGAAUCGCCGAUGGCACCCUCGAGCCUGACACCCGGCGUUGGAUCGAGUACUAUGUUCUUCGAGGCCAGCUCUACGGGUGCACCUGACGAGUCGGAAUAA
Penicillium cataractarum is the source of this 2622-nucleotide messenger RNA. RefSeq lists its product as uncharacterized. The record is from RefSeq and is a predicted model, not a curated record. Bases 1 to 2622 code for a protein of 873 amino acids. The transcript has a single exon. Lineage: Eukaryota; Fungi; Ascomycota; Eurotiomycetes; Eurotiales; Aspergillaceae.